This is a messenger RNA of Rhopalosiphum padi (bird cherry-oat aphid), 631 nucleotides long. RefSeq lists its product as uncharacterized. The record is from RefSeq and is a predicted model, not a curated record. The transcript has 3 exons. Bases 50 to 631 code for a protein of 193 amino acids. NCBI's taxonomy places the organism in Eukaryota, Metazoa, Arthropoda, Insecta, Hemiptera, Aphididae.
CGCCACUACAAAUAUUCCAUAGGUACUGCGUCAAAGCAAAAGUCGAACGAUGUUUAUUACCAAACAGUAUAUCCUAAGUGUAUGGCUGAUGGCAUUCGUCGUCAUAUUGCUGAUCACUAGCGGCCAAGGAAAAGAUCACAGAUGUCAUCGACCAGUUACAAAAAAUUGUAAUGCUUCAGAGUCGUAUAUCGAAGGCUGGAAAUUUACCGGGUGGUACUAUCACACGGAGCUUAGAGCGUGCCGACCUUUGUAUACGCCGAAUGGAUGGCACACUUGCACGGAAAACUAUGAACUACCUAUAGCCAGACAAAUGUGCGAAGACUUAUGCGCUGAACCAUGCACCAGGACUAACGGUGCGCCGGGCAUUUGCAUGUACAAUGAAAUAUGCAAAAUGUCCUAUAGUGUAAAGCCACCCAUACCCAAUCCAUGUGACAGUAACAGAUUGACUUGUUGUGCUAGAGGACGAGACAAUGAUUUGACAGCAUUCCCUGGGCUUGUGUAUGAAAACGGCCAGAUUGUCUUUAGAGCAAUCCUCAAAAAUUUCUAUGAUCCAGGGUAUGAACAAGAGGGAUUUACUUACAUCUACUUUUUACCGUAUUCUUUAAAUGACGAGAGUAGACGCUUCAAGUAA